Messenger RNA from Didymella exigua CBS 183.55, 702 nucleotides. RefSeq lists its product as uncharacterized. The transcript is spliced from 2 exons. The record is from RefSeq and is a predicted model, not a curated record. The coding region runs from base 105 to 416 and encodes 103 amino acids. Lineage: Eukaryota; Fungi; Ascomycota; Dothideomycetes; Pleosporales; Didymellaceae.
ACGUCACCAGCAAACAGGCAGCACAUCACCUCUGCACCCUGCACUCGACGCCCAAAGCCCUGUAAACUUCGCAAUUCAUAUCUCGAGCUCGAUCACGACGUACAAUGGCAUCCCGCUCAGCGCUCCGCGCGCUCAGGACCGCGACCCGCGGAUUCCAGACCAGCGCUGCCCUGAGACAAGAGAGGCCGCUUGUUGCGCCUGUCAGGAGGCCUGUUGGCGCUUUCCGUGGAGGAUUGUUUGGCUUCCUGCUCGGUACCGCGACCGCAGGCGCCGGCAUGUACUACUACGUUGUCGAUGAGUACCGCGUUAGCAACCAGCUGCUCACCGAGGAUAUCUAUGCGCUGCAGAGUGCGGUGCAGAGGAUAGAGGGAUAUGUUAGGACGCUGGAGGAGAAGGUUGGGGAGAAGAGACGUUGAGCGGGGGCGGGACGCAGGCUUAGCUCACAAGCCGUCACGAUACAUAUUGAGGGACUGAGGCGGGAGUUAUGAGUCUGGAGCUGCGGAAGGAGAGCACCUUUGAAGUGUAAUGCGAAGGGGUGGGGUUCAUGAUGGAGUUCCUCUUUCCAAUCGAUCUGACUAUGCCAAAAUUCGUACUUUCAGGGAGCAAAUGUACCAUGCAAAGCUUACAAGGUUUCAGUGUGAUAUGCUCUCAUGAGCGCUCACGGAACAAGACCCUAGCACAAUACUUUGGACACUCCUCGAC